AUGGACCCGAACAACCAUCACGGCCCCCCGCCCUACUCGUAUGGUGGUUACGGCGCAUAUCCUCACAGCCAUGCGCCUCAGGACAACAAUGCGAAUGCAAACGUUCAUGUACACGUCCAUUCCGGCUCGUCGGACUACUUUUCCCACGUAAACAAUAUACAGCUCCCCAGCUUGAAUGACGCCAUGGACAACCACCACCACAACCCAGCAGCAGCAGCAGGACCACCACCUCCACCCUCAGGAAUUGGCUCCCUCAACUUUGACAUUCUCGCCUGGCACCCCGCAUAUCAAUCCUGCCAACGUUUCUUUCUCGACCACGCCCAACACGAAGCAGCUACACAGGCCGUUUGUGCACUGCUCAACAUCCGUCUUCCCUUCCAAUGGCAGCCCAACCCAAUCACCUCCUCGCAGCCAUCAAAUCAGAACAAUGGUGGCCCGGGCUUCAACUUCAAUGCCUAUGGUCGGAAUACAAACACCUCACCCAUGGGACGCCAACAGCAGAACAGCCCCCCUUCAUGGGUKAGUCCCGUGCCUUAUAUCCGGCGAUUAGUGGUUACAGGCUUCGACAACCCGGCCAUUCUGCACGGUUUCUUCGGUGAUGAUUACAUCAAAGGCGUCAUGCCUCAUGUGGAAUGUGAACGGAGGAAUUACUUCUUCGCGGCUAAGCAUGGCGGAUGGAGCAGCUGCAAGAAGCAGUAUGACAGCGGUUCAGGAGGUGGAAAUGGAGAUGACGAAAGUCUCCCAUUCAUGAAGCCCAUGGCGCGGGCAGAAGCUGUGGAGCUGGAUGCUGCUGAUCAGGAGUGGAGUAAGUGGUUGGCAUUUGAAGAUUGGAAAGUUGGGCCAAGAGCUGUCGAAGGGGCCAACGUCAGAGCAGAGAAAAGAAAUACCAACAUGGAGCAUGCACUCGCGCAGACGCAGGCACAGGCCAGCGGUGGAUCUGGGUUUGUGCCGAUCAAAGUUGAGGAAGGCGUUGAUGGUGUUGAGAGACAGGCGAUGGACGAUCGGAGGCAUCAUACCGGCAUGAUGGAUGGGUACGGCUCGCGGUGA
Messenger RNA from Ramularia collo-cygni, 1047 nucleotides. RefSeq lists its product as uncharacterized. The transcript has a single exon. The record is from RefSeq and is a predicted model, not a curated record. Lineage: Eukaryota; Fungi; Ascomycota; Dothideomycetes; Mycosphaerellales; Mycosphaerellaceae. The coding region runs from base 1 to 1047 and encodes 348 amino acids.